Messenger RNA from Phaeodactylum tricornutum CCAP 1055/1, 1128 nucleotides. RefSeq lists its product with no specific name. The record is from RefSeq and is a predicted model, not a curated record. Gene Ontology annotation, cellular component: membrane. Gene Ontology annotation, biological process: carbohydrate transport. The transcript has a single exon. Lineage: Eukaryota; Bacillariophyta; Bacillariophyceae; Surirellales; Neidiaceae. Gene Ontology annotation, molecular function: sugar transmembrane transporter activity. The coding region runs from base 1 to 1128 and encodes 375 amino acids.
AUGACGCUUUCGACCUCGGAGAUUAUUCUGGAGUACGUGUGCCCGUCGUUGGGCGUUAUAUCCGGCUUGAUCAUGUUUUUCGCACCGUAUCGUGAUGUCCGCUUCGCUCGGGAUAAUGACAGUCUGGGGGAUUUGAAUCCCACGCCCUGGGCCUUUAUGUUGGGCAAUUGCAUUGGUUGGGUGGCCUACAGUCUCCUCCUUGAAGACCAGAAUCUCUUUGUAUUUUUGGUGAAUGCGCCGGCUUUAAUUUUCUCAGUCUGGCUCAAUAUACAAGCGGUAAAGCUACAGUACGGAAUGUUUCGAAACGAAGUUGUCCGUCACGCGAUAGUUGAUGCUUUGGUUCAAGAAUCCGUAAAGAUUCUGCCCGAAUCAAGCGAAUCACACCGUUUGGUGCCGUUGGAAAAUUCGGUAGCCAUGAACCAAGAAAUGAAUCUACCAAUAACGGAAGAAAAGCCGAACAAACGACGUGUCACUUUUCAGGAAUGUUCAGCCGACUUAUGCUUGUCGUCGGCAAAUGCUGACAAUGACCCGCAUUGCGUUGUUAGUGAUCAACCGCUCGAUUCGUCAGUCCUUGACUUCGCCAAAGUUGUCUGGAACGUGACAGCGCAAAACAUGGCAGCACCAUUCCGACACGAAAACCUUGUGUUAUUUCUCGUCACGCUGUGGGUCGCUGUGAUCGCCAUCGUAGUGUUCGGAGCAUCCAUCAUGUCGCAACGCACACGUGAACUCAUCGUGGGUCUGGUCGUCAAUCUAAAUCUUGUCUUUUUCUACGGCGCGCCCCUUUCCACCAUCUUUACUGUCAUUCAAAUGCGCAGCUCAUCCACCGUCCACAGACCCACUAUGAUGACCAACACUGCCAAUGGGGUCUUUUGGUUCGCCUACGGGCUGGCAAUAUUGGAUGCUUUUAUUUUUGUCCCCAACGGACUCGGAGCAUUGCUCGGCACCAUGCAAAUUGUAUUGUGCGUUGCUUUCCCCCAGCAGAACACAGGUCGAGGAAGCACCGCUGUUAUCGCGCCUGUGUCUGCGUCGUUCAACAAGGGCACAGAAGUGUCCGUCACUCGGCCUGACAUUAUCGUUUCUGAUCUAGAAACUCCGGAUACGUUGUUGGACAUCAACAAGUCAUCGUAG